Messenger RNA from Poecile atricapillus (Black-capped chickadee), 1219 nucleotides. It is a transcript of the gene DYNLT4, whose product is annotated as dynein light chain Tctex-type 4. The coding region runs from base 534 to 1181 and encodes 215 amino acids. The record is from RefSeq and is a predicted model, not a curated record. Gene Ontology annotation, cellular component: cytoplasm; cytoplasmic dynein complex. Gene Ontology annotation, molecular function: dynein intermediate chain binding. NCBI's taxonomy places the organism in Eukaryota, Metazoa, Chordata, Aves, Passeriformes, Paridae. Gene Ontology annotation, biological process: microtubule-based movement. The transcript is spliced from 2 exons.
CUCACCCACACUCUCCCUUGGUGCAGUGGGGUAUAAAUACCCUAAGGGUGCAAAUAUCAGAGCAAAAUCAAGCUGUUGGGGGGCCCAGCCACAGCGCAUCCCCAUAGUCGGGGCUCAAAUCUACAAUCACAACUCUCCACCCCCUGCUCUUCUCUUGCACAUCCAACACCAGCCUGCAUUUUUCAAGGCUGGCAGGAAGGUUGGAGGGCACAUGUCUGGAGUAACCAUAUCCCUGUGCUGGCACAGCUGAAAAUGCAGAGAGGGCAGGAGUGAAGGGGAACAGGAGUGUCCAGGCACCAGGAAAGAAGGAGUUACAGAAGCCAUGCCCCAGAACAGCCCUGGAGACCUGCAGUGUCACAUAGCAACACUUAACCUUCCAGGAGCACAACAGGUUUGUUCCAGGAGUGCAACAGGUUUGGCUCUGCUCACAGCAACUUGCAAGACAAAGAUUGAUCCUGGGCAGUGACAUCCACCAGAGACAAGUUCCCUGAGUUUACUCUGGAAGGACAGAAGUGGGACUAAGGGCCCCCCCUAUGGCUGAGCAGCCCUUCCCAGAGACAGCCCUGCUAGCCCAGGUGCUGGCUGCAGACAACACUGAAGCCCCUUCACUCCGCACUACACGCCGUGGGUCCCAGCCCCCAGCCCGGGGCACCGAGGACAGCAAACCACCACCCCUGCUCUCCCGCCGCAACUCCAUCCUCAGCCGCCGCAGCUCAUUCGGGAUGGUCCCAGGGAGCAGGCGUCCCUCCAUUGGCCCCUGGAUGCUCCACAGACGUGUUAGCUUCUCUGGGCUCCCAAUUUUCCAACCCAUCCUCAAGACCCGCCUUGAAAACACUUACAGGAUAGGGCCAGACAAAGGCUGCAAGUUUGAUGCGGAGCGGGUGCAACAUGUGCUGGAGGGGACCCUGGCCCGUGCCUUGGGGACCACUGUAUACAAUCCCCAGGGCAGUGCCCCACUAGCCCAGAGCCUGACUGAGCUGCUGCAGAACCAGGCCAAGGAGGUGGUGCCACCCCGCUACAAGCUGGUCUGCCACGUAGUGUUGGGCCAGCAGGGCCAGCAGAGCCUGUUGGUGGCUAGUCGGGGACUGUGGGACCCUGAGACUGACAGCUUUGCCUCUGCCACCUUCUCCAAUGCCUCCCUUUUUGCUGUGGCCACAGUGUACGGGGUCUACUUCGAGUAGCAUGUGCUCUGCAUCCACCCACUCUUGCAGAGCCUGUA